Molecule: messenger RNA, 1821 nt
Organism: Fulmarus glacialis (Northern fulmar)
Lineage: Eukaryota; Metazoa; Chordata; Aves; Procellariiformes; Procellariidae
Product: cytochrome P450 2K4-like
Exons: 9
Coding region: 182-1672 (496 amino acids)
Biological process (GO): xenobiotic metabolic process
Cellular component (GO): cytoplasm; intracellular membrane-bounded organelle
Molecular function (GO): oxidoreductase activity, acting on paired donors, with incorporation or reduction of molecular oxygen, reduced flavin or flavoprotein as one donor, and incorporation of one atom of oxygen; iron ion binding; heme binding
Source: RefSeq, a predicted model, not a curated record
CUAGUAGGGAUUCUCCAAGGGUAAAACCCCAGACGGGCAUUUCUACCAUUUCUUAGAGGUGGAGCUCAUAUCUCUGUAUGUGUACAAGUGCCAUUAAUACUUGAAACUCUUAACUUCUGACAGGAGAUUGCAUUCUCUGCCUGAAUUUUCCUGUUCUCAGCUAAGCCUUUGCUGAAAGACAAUGGAUUGGGUCAAUCUUGUUCCUGUAGGGUUACUGUUUAUACUCAUUCUCCUGCUGAUUCUGAAAAGACAACAUAUCUGGAAGAGGCAUGCAAGAGAAAACUUCCCUCCAGGACCCAGACCUUUACCCAUUAUUGGAAAUCUGCACAUCAUGGAUCUGAAGAGACCUUACCUGACAAUGAUAGAGCUAUCCAAAAGGUAUGGCCCAGUCUUCAGCAUUCAGAUGGGACUAAGGAAAACGGUGGUGCUCUCAGGAUAUGACACAGUGAAGGAAGCUCUGGUGAACCAGGCAGAUGCAUUUGCAGGGAGACCUAAAAUACCAGUUGUUGAAGAAACAGGAAAAGGAAAAGGAGUUAUAUUUUCUGAUGGAGAAAACUGGAAAGUGAUGCGAAGAUUUACUCUUACAACCUUACGAGACUUUGGAAUGGGCAAGAAGGCCAUAGAGGAUCGUGUUGUAGAAGAGUAUGGAUACCUGGCAGACACCAUUGAGGCACAGAAAGGGAAGCCCCUUGAGAUGACUCUGAUGAUGAACGCCGCUGUUGCUAAUGUCAUCGUAUCCAUAUUGCUUGGAAAGCGAUAUGACUAUGAAGACCCCACAUUCAAAAGGCUCCUGUCAAUGGUGAACGAAAAUCUCAGGGUUUUUGGAACUCCAUCAGUUUCGAUGUACAACACGUUCCCAGUCCUUGGAUUCCUCCUGAAGAACCACAAAAUUUAUAUUCAGAAUGUAAAAGAAAUCAAUGCUUUUAUCAAGGUGACUUUCAUAGAACAUCUCAAAGCCCUGGAUAGAAACGACCAGAGGAGCUUCAUUGACACUUUCCUUGUGAGACAACAAGAGGAGAAUGGAAAGACCAAUGGAUAUUUCCAUAAUGAAAACUUAACUGAGGUUGUGAGAAAUCUGUUUGUAGCUGGCAUGGAGACCACAUCCACCACUUUGCGUUGGGGCCUUCUGCUCAUGAUGAAAUAUCCUGAAAUUCAGAAAAAAGUCCAAGAAGAGAUAGAGCAAGUGAUAGGGUCAAACCCCCCACGAAUCGAGCAUCGAACCCAAAUGCCAUAUACGGAUGCUGUUGUCCAUGAAAUUCAAAGGUUUGCUAGUAUCCUGCCAUUGAACUUGCCUCAUGAGACUACUGCAGACGUGACCCUCAAAGGCUAUUUCAUUCCCAAGGGAACCUACAUUGUCCCCUUACUGGCCUCUGUCCUGCGAGACAAAUCCCAGUGGGAGAAACCAGACAUCUUCUACCCUGAGCAUUUUCUCGACUCUGAGGGGAAGUUUGUAAAGAAAGACGCUUUCAUGCCUUUUUCAGCAGGGCGGAGGACCUGUGCUGGAGAGACUCUUGCCAAAAUGGAGCUUUUCCUCUUCUUCACCAGCCUCCUGCAGAGGUUCACCUUCCGCCCUCCCCCUGGAGUUUCCAUCUCAGACCUGGACCUCUCUCCCUCCAUCGGGAUCACUGCCCCCCCCGUGACUCAUGAGGUCUGCGCAGUGCCACGUUCCUAGGGCUUUUCUUAGUCAUCUCCUUUUCCUGAAACACCCAGAUGAAAUAUCUGUGUCUCUAGUCCCACGUGGGAAGUUUGGUACUUCUGAAUCCAGUAGGGGAUUCAGGAGCCAAGCGCACCUUGGCUCACAGCUGGAGGUGUCUCUCCCAC